UCCACGAAGCUUCAAUCCCAAUUUGAGAUCGGAAUCGGAUAGCGGUUAUCAGCUUCACGCCGGCGAUAGAUGGAGCUUCAUUCUUCGCCGGAGAAUAUCGGCGGCGAUAUCGACUGUAAAGUAUACGUAGCGGUCGGAAAAUCUACGGCGAAAGCAACUUCGAUUCUCGAUUGGACUUUCCGAAGUUUUCCAGGCGGAGAAAUUUGUAUUUUACAUGUUCAUCAACCGUCUCCUUUAAUCCCUACACUCCUAGGGAAGUUACCAGCAAGUCAAGCUAAUCAUGAAGUUGUAUCUGCAUAUAGGAUUGAGGAAAAGGAGAAAUCGAACAAAUUAUUGCUCAGUUAUUUAUCUCUCUGCCGUCGAUCUAAGGUUAAAGCAAGCAUUCUUCAAAUUGAAGCUGCUCAAGUUCAAAAUGGAAUCAUAGAUUUGGUGAAUAAGCAUGGUAUCAAGAAGCUUGUUAUGGGAGAUGUACCAGACAGUUGGAUGAAGGUGAAAAGAAACUCCAACAAGGCGAAUCAUGCUGCAAAACAUGCUCCUCGUUUCUGUCAGAUAUGGUUCAUCUACAAAGGGAAACAUGUCUGGACAAGGGAAUCAUCGUCUGAAGAAGAAGCUUUUAGUAGUACAAGUUGUUCAUUACAGGGUCAUCAGGAUCAAUCUGAAGUCUCGAAGAAGACCGAGGAAGAAAGCUUGUACAGUCAUCUAAUAGAAAUAAGGUUAGAAAUCGAGUCAUUAAGGAUGGAAGCAUCCCGAGAGAGGUCAAAGAGUAAACAUUUAGAAUCUGAAGCUGCUAAAUCCAUAAACAAGGUCAAAGAUUUGGAAUCUGCAUGUGAAUUUGAAAUUAAUCUCACAUUGGAAGCAGAGGAUGCAGUUAAGGAUUCAAUCCAGAAACAGGAGAAGCUAGUGGAAAAACGAGAAGAUAUAAUGAAGAAACUACAGAAGACAAUCCGGAAUGUAGCUGUUCUAGAUAGUCGUGUUCAGGAAGCAAACCGUCGGAGUGAAGAGGCUACAAGUGAAUUGAAAGUUCUGGAAACUUCUAUUGCAAGUUUGCAGCGCGAAAAACAUAGGAUUCAGCGACAAAGGGCGGAAGCGACUCGAUGGAUUGGUUUGUGGAAAAAUGGAGGACAUGACAAUGGAGGAGGAUCAAAUGGUUUGUUAGCUGAAUUUUCAGUUGCGGAUUUGCAAACUGCUACUUGCAACUUCUCAGAGAGCUUUAUAAUUGGAGAAGGUGGAAAUGGUUGUGUGUACAAAGGAGAAAUGUUAGAUCGAACUGUCGCGAUUAAGAUGUGGCAUCCUCGUAAUAUGCAAGGCCAGGAAGAGUUUCAGCAACAGGUUCAAAAUCUUGGAAAACUUCGACAUUCUAAUUUGGUAACUUUAGUCGGUAUAUGUCCUGAGGCUUGGUCCGUGGUGCACGAGUACUUGCCCAACGGAAACCUCCAGAACCUUCUGACUAGAAAGAACAACAAAACCAAAUCUUCCUUAACAUGGAAGGUAAGAGCUCGUCUCGUGGCCGAAAUUUCAAGCACACUCAUGUUCUUGCACUCGGAGAGUAUCAUCCAUGGUAAUUUAAAGCCCGAGAACAUUCUUUUGGACACCGAAUUCACUUGCAAGCUAUGUGAUUACGGGAUUUGUACUAUUAUGCGAGAAGAUAUCCUCAGAUGCCCGAGUUUUGGACGAUACAAUGAGCCAAAGGCGGGGGCUUUUUCCCAUACAGAUCCCGAAUUUCAACGAACAGGGGUACUGACGCCAAAAUCUGACGUGUAUUCUUUCGGGCUUAUUGUUCUUCAGCUCCUCACUGGGAGGAGUCCAAUUGGAUUGAUAAACGAGUUACGAAAGGCGGUUUCAACAAGGAAAUUAGCUUCUUUAUUGGACAUGUCUGCUGGGGAAUGGCCUACGUUUGUGUCGAGAAGAUUGGUUGAUUUGGGAUUACAGUUUUGCGAGUUGAACAGCAGGGAGAGACCAAUGAUUACGUUGGAUUUGGUUAAGGAAUUGCAGAACUUGCAUACUUUGGAAGAUCGAUCAGUUCCUUCUUUCUUCUUAUGUCCUAUUCAUAAGGAAAUAAUGUAUGAUCCUCAAGUGGCGGCGGAUGGUUUCACCUACGAAGGAGAAGAGAUACUAACGUGGUUGGAAAACGGGAAUGAAACUUCACCGAUGACGAAUUUGAAGUUGGAUCACUUGAUUGUGACUCCUAACCACUCGGUUCGACUUGCAAUUCAAUAUUGGCUAUGUAAACCUUGAAAUGAUAGAUGUUUUUGUUAUCAUGUGAAUAGUUAGUUGUAUACUAGUAUUGUAUAUUCAAAGGGAUACCUCUUAGGUCAUAUGAUUCAUUAGAAUGAAUUGAAAAAUGUAUGUUGAUUCACUAUUUUCUAUAGAAGCCUUCGAAAUGACUAUUUUAUUGUAUGAGUAUUAGAAUGAAUGACUUUUAUUUUAUC
This is a messenger RNA of Impatiens glandulifera, 2429 nucleotides long. RefSeq names its product U-box domain-containing protein 33-like. Gene Ontology annotation, molecular function: protein kinase activity; ubiquitin-protein transferase activity; ATP binding. Bases 70 to 2235 code for a protein of 721 amino acids. The record is from RefSeq and is a predicted model, not a curated record. Gene Ontology annotation, biological process: protein ubiquitination; protein phosphorylation. Lineage: Eukaryota; Viridiplantae; Streptophyta; Magnoliopsida; Ericales; Balsaminaceae. The transcript is spliced from 6 exons.